Polyodon spathula (Mississippi paddlefish) is the source of this 3010-nucleotide messenger RNA. Its product is annotated as synaptotagmin-12-like. The coding region runs from base 338 to 1612 and encodes 424 amino acids. Gene Ontology annotation, biological process: calcium-ion regulated exocytosis; regulation of calcium ion-dependent exocytosis; cellular response to calcium ion. The transcript has 9 exons. Gene Ontology annotation, molecular function: calcium ion binding; SNARE binding; clathrin binding. The record is from RefSeq and is a predicted model, not a curated record. Lineage: Eukaryota; Metazoa; Chordata; Actinopteri; Acipenseriformes; Polyodontidae.
UGUUCGUAGCAUUUCAUUUGUUAUUACCGAGUUGAACCACUGGGCUCGGCUUCAUUGUUUAGUAUCAGAGCAAACCUCCUUUUCCCCAAAACACCUCUUACACGCUGCUUCUUGCCUUCGUGCCCAAAACAGGGAUUUACCGGCUCUGCUGUCCAGCCAAGGUUUCCUCUGCAUUGGUUCCGCGGCACUCGAGUAAUCUCAAGGAAAGGUUCUGCUAAUGAUGCGCGGAGGAAGAAAAUCUGCGGAGUUUUUCGCUAGCUCUACUGCACCAAACUAAACUCCUGCUAUAUACAUUAGCCUUUGGGAGCAAAACAAUUGAAAGGCAAAUCCUUAAAGAAUGUCUUCAGUUGCUGGACGAGAUAUAGCAGACUACCGUAUAAGUGUGGUUCAAAGUCCGCCCGGAUGGGAGGUAGGGAUUUAUAUUGCUGGUUUCCUGGUGCUACUGGGAGUUGUGGGAGUGAACUUGUGGAAGCUGUGGAGAUCUGGAAGCUAUCCCACCCCCUCGCCUUUCCCAAACUUCGAUUUCAGAUACCUUGAGCAGAAAUACGGGACUUCCUGCUCGGAGGUCAGACAGAAGAGAGUAGCCGCUUCAAACCACAAGAAAGCUGCAGAGAAGACGCCUGUGAGCCGCAAGUCCAGCUUAAGGAUCGAUGACAACUACGAGAGCAUCAAUGAGCUGGGCACACUGGAGCUGAACAGAGACAUGGAGCUGACUCCAUAUGGGCCGAUGCGCCGAUCCCUCUCCACCGACUCCCUCAGCUCCAUCUCCUCCAUCGGGAACAACUUUGGCCAGGACUUCAGCGUGGGACAGGUGGAGGUCAACAUGGAGUAUGAGCUACACUCCAGCAGCCUGCAUGUCACCCUGGUGCAGGGAAAAGACCUGCUGGAGAAAGAGGAGAUCAACUUCGAGUCGUGCUUCGUGCGCAUCAGCCUGCUUCCCGAUGAGCAGAUCGUGGGUAUCUCCCAGAUACAAAGGAAUGCUUUUUCAGUGCUCUUUGAUGAGAAGUUCUCCAUUGCCUUGGACCCCUCAGCACUGGAAGAGAACAGCCUGCGCUUCUCUGUAUUCGGCAUCGAUGAGGACGAGAGGAACAUCAGCACAGGGGUGGCAGAGCUGAAACUGUCUGAUCUGGACCUGUCCAUUCGACCUUUCAAUGCCUGGCUCUACUUGCAGGAUGUCAAUAAGGCAGUCGACUCAGUGGGUGAAAUCCUGCUCUCGCUCAGCUACUUGCCGACUGCGGAGAGGCUAACGGUCGUGGUGGCCAAAGCCAAAAAUCUGGUGUGGACAAAUGAGAAGAACAGUGCAGAUCCAUUUGUCAAAGUUUAUGUCCUCCAAGACAACAGGAAAAUUAGCAAGAAGAGGACAGCUGUGAAGAGAGAUGAGAACAAUCCCAUCUUUAAUGAGGCCAUGAUUUUCUCAGUACCAGCCAUUGUGCUGCAGGACCUGUCACUCAGAGUCACGGUGGCGGAGUACUGUGAAGAUGGCAGAGCUGAGAAUGUAGGUCACGUGAUCAUCGGGCCCGAAGCCAGCGGGAUGGGAAUCACUCACUGGAACCAGAUGCUGGUCACUCUGAGGAAACCUGUUUCCAUGUGGCAUCCACUCCGCAGGAAUUAACAUCCUCCCCACUUCACUCCAAAUAGAAAUGUCUUCUUGCAUGGUGCCUAAUUCUUAUAAUAAAUCUACAUUGGCAUAUAGGGGGCAAAAUAAUAAUGUGGAAAAAUAAAAGGCUAUUUUUUCUAAAAUCCUUCUACUCUACUUUUAUUAUCUUUUGAAACUAGCAGUAGAUAUUGUGGUGUAUAAAAAAGACGGAUGGAGUCAGGCGUUUCAUCUGGAACACUUUUCAGUAACAGUAUAAUAUUGAUUUAUCUUUGAUAAUCUAAAUAAAGAUAAUACACCUUUAUGACCUCAGUGUUAUUUACAAUAGAGAGCUGAAUAACUUUGAUUUUGGUACCACUAUUUAUUUAUACGUAGUAAUGCAUUGUUUUGAUAGAAUGCUAAAUUAAUUCUAAGUAGGCUUGCACCUUUGUAGAUGUUUAUUUUUCAGGACCUCAUAAGAUACUGUAAUAAGUCAGUCUCCUUGUAUAGUCAGCAUUUGACUGGGGUUCUUCAUUGGCACAUCAUGACAAAUAUGUUCCUCUAAAAGGUCAGUAGUUUAUUAUAGUAUUUUGUGAACAUGAAAAUAAAUAUUUAAAAAGAAGCCAGUCUAAUUAUUAGCUUGUAUGUACAAAAAAUAAUGCCAUUUGAAACUGGAAAAUAAAAUAAUAUCCUCUAUUAGGAAAGGUCUACAAAAAGGAUAUCAUAGGACUCUUGAAGGUGUGCAGGAAAAAUAAAUACAUAGAAAAAUCAGGUUCAUUUUAAAACUUGGUUGUGACUUUUCUACUUUACUUUGAGAACGUGCCAAAUCUACUGUGAAUGGAACAACGUUUUAAGAGUGUGCAUUUUCGUAGUUGAAGGGGGUCAUAGCUAGAUAAUGGUAACUCACAGAGGUUUUGAAAAAAAAAACUGAAGAAUCAUAUCUUUUUCAAUCUGUUGAUGCACUCAUCAUUAACUUAACAGCUAUUUAUUUAAACCUCGUUUGACUGAAUUUUAGAAUAUGCGUCAAUUAAAUGUGUUUGAUUUAGUGUGAACUGUCCUCUACACACAUUACUUCAUUUAAUUUGCUACAAAGAUAACAAAAUAUAUUGUCCUGCAAAGCUGAAAACAAGCACAUGUCUGUUGGGGCUUUCUGUGUGUACUCAGCUGCCUAGAUUAAUAUUGGCACAUCCUGAUUCAAUCACAAUGGACAAUUGAAGAAAGCACUGCAGGCUAGAAUGUCACUGAUAUUGUUAUCUCAGUAAUGAUUUCUGGAUUUCCAUUGUCUUGCCCCAAGCCCUUCGUUUCAUGAACUAGAGUGUAUUAAUAGUUUUUCGAUGCAUGGAAUUUUGCAGAUUUAUCAAAAGACUUUUAUGGAAUGUGUCAUUAAGAAAAUGUUGUGUUCAGUAUUCUUUUAAAUAAAAAAAUAUAUAUCUUAAA